Molecule: messenger RNA, 618 nt
Organism: Phanerochaete carnosa HHB-10118-sp
Lineage: Eukaryota; Fungi; Basidiomycota; Agaricomycetes; Polyporales; Phanerochaetaceae
Product: polysaccharide lyase family 14 protein
Exons: 5
Coding region: 122-511 (129 amino acids)
Source: RefSeq, a predicted model, not a curated record
GCCAUGUCUGCUCAGUAAGAGUAGUAGAGAACGUGUGGGAACCGUGCAGAAAAUGCUGCGAAAGCGGGACGGGCAGACUUUGUGCAGCAUCGGCCGUGCUUUUCGUUCCUGGACCUGCAUCAUGACUGCUACAAAUGUUCUCUUCCCCAUCCCACAUGCCCAAAUUGUUUCGGGUCUCACGACUGCCCCUGCUGUCUCUCUGGUGCACGCUGCACAUGUUGCGCUGUUUGACUCCAAGCUCGGCAUACACAAUGUCUCUCGUCACUCACACAAUGUUGUCAUCCCACCUUACGCAGACGCAGCACAUCCCACUGCCUGGGAAGCUGUCUUUGCGAACAAGACGGCGCCGCCAGGUGGCUUUGGGUUCUAUAUACAUGGUCCAGAGACAUGGCAGCACAAGCUCAAGCGGCGUGGAGAGUGGCAGGAGGUCAUCAUGAGCUACGAGGUCCUGUUUGAGGAUGGCUGGGAGUGGCAGAGGGGCGGGAAGUUGCCAGGCAUCUGUCUGAGUUGAUCCUCUUGCGCGCACACGAGUCAAGAUGGCGACAUGGACGACAAGAGAGCCAAUGCAAGUGCUUCAAUCUGUGGCUUAUGUGGAGGUAAGUGGCUUCCUUGGCUCAC